Alternaria arborescens is the source of this 816-nucleotide messenger RNA. RefSeq lists its product as hypothetical. Bases 1 to 816 code for a protein of 271 amino acids. The transcript has a single exon. The record is from RefSeq and is a predicted model, not a curated record. Gene Ontology annotation, molecular function: oxidoreductase activity. Lineage: Eukaryota; Fungi; Ascomycota; Dothideomycetes; Pleosporales; Pleosporaceae.
AUGCAGGAUAUCGACUACUCCGCUACGACCGCACUCGUGACCGGCGGCUCCUCUGGGAUAGGUCGUGCAAUCGCAAAAGAACUCGUGAAGAGAGGUGUCCGUCAACUGGUUCUUGUCGCUCAGAAUGAAGGAAGACUGGCCGAAACAGUCAGCGAGAUUGAGGGUUCUACACCAGGAACGACCGUGCGCACGAUCAAAACCGACUUGAGCCAACGAGAAGGCCCUGAAAAUGUACAAAAGCAAGUCCAAGAAUGGGGUUGGACAGUUGAUCUACUGGUAAACAACGCUGGCUUCGCCAGGAAGUACUAUUUCGCACGUAACCCCGAGACCGACACCUCGUUGGCUACUGUCGAUCUUAUGGUCCGUGCCGUCGUUGAUCUAAGCCUCCGUUUCAUGCCAGAAAUGAUAAAGCAAGGCAAGGGUGGCAUCUUGAAUGUCGGGUCCACUGCUGGGUACCAAGCAGUUCCAUACACGGCAAUGUAUGCGGCUAGCAAGUCAUUCCUUAUGUCAUGGUCCCAAGCGGUUCAUCAAGAGAAUCUUGAAACUGGAGUCCGAGUAGCUUGUGUCGUGCCGGGCAUUACUCAGACCAAUCUCGAUGGCCAGGGGCAUGGCGAAACGCGAGGUGCCAUCGACAAAGUUGGCAUCGAUCAGCCUGAGGAUGUAGCGAAGGUCGCGGUGGACGUAUACGAAGCCAACGAAUCUACUCGUGUAGUUGGCUGGAACAACAAGAUUCAAUCGACAGUCUUCAACCUGAUUCCUGAUUCCAUCACCAGCGGCAUUAUCGCUUCGGCGCGAGGGCCACCAGAGGAGAAGUGA